Molecule: messenger RNA, 1660 nt
Organism: Mycena citricolor
Lineage: Eukaryota; Fungi; Basidiomycota; Agaricomycetes; Agaricales; Mycenaceae
Source: the annotation of a GenBank genome assembly
CAUGCACUGAUGGGAUCAGUAAUCGGCACUCCGCUCUAACCGAUCAGAGCCUUGAAUAGACCUGGACCUCCCAUUCCCGACCUCCAAGGCCGAUCUACGCCGGUCGUCCAGCGCCUGCCGCACGCGUUCGUAGGAUACUCUGCCGCGUCGUCCCUGCGAACCGGUGCCCACGUUGUUACCUUUCACUGAAGCACGCAGUGUGAGGUGUCAUCAUCCUUGACCAAGACGGGCGGGGUCUAUCCGCUGGGCCCACCCAUGCCCUAGCGAGUGUGCCGAGUGACGCGUCGAGUGGCUGAGGCUAGCUCGAGUUUGAAAUAUGCAGUGUGUAUAUAAGACGCGCGGGUUGUCCUGCCGCAGUCAACACAAACAGAAACCUUUCCGGCGCCUGCAAAAUCAACGAUGUCUUCGACCCAAACCACCCCCCAAAGACGCGUCGGAUACGUGCGCCUCGGCAACUCAGGCCUCAAAGUCUCCCAGAUCAUUCUGGGCUGCAUGUCAUACGGCUCGCCCGAGUGGCGCUCGUGGAUCUUGGACGAGGAGGAGACGGCAAAGCACAUCAAGCACGCGUACGAGGCGGGGAUCCAGACGUUCGACACCGCGAACGUCUAUUCGAACGGGAUGAGCGAGGUGGCGCUCGGCAAGGCCAUCAAGAAGCUGGGUCUGCCGCGUGAGGAGAUUGUGAUCAUGACCAAGGUCCGCCAUCCCGUCGGAAAGACCGCGGACACGAACGCGGUCGAGCUGUUCGUGAAGGGGCCGGAUAACUGCGGUUAUGUGAACCAGCACGGGCUCUCGCGCAAGCACAUCUUCGACUCUGUGCAGGCGAGCUUGAAGCGGCUGCAGGUCGACUACAUCGAUGUGCUCCAAUGCCACCGAUUCGACUAUGCCACACCUAUUGAGGAGACGAUGAAAGCCCUCCACGAUGUCGUUCAAGCGGGUUACGUCCGCUACAUUGGCAUGAGCUCCUGCUUUGCAUGGCAGUUCCACGUUAUGCAAAACUACGCGAUCACCAACCACCUGACCCCCUUCAUCUCCAUGUCGAACCAAUACUCCCUACUGCACCGGGAGGAAGAACGCGAGAUGAUGCCCACUCUCAAGCACUUUGGUGUGGGGUCCAUCCCCUGGUCUCCGCUCGCCCGUGGCGCUCUGACCCGCCCGUACGCCCCGCCCAGCACUGAGGCCGUCCAAGCCAUGGCCAUGAUCAAGGCGGUCUUUGCUGCCCCCGGCUCGAAGCCAAAGCAGCCGUCUGCCCCUACCUCGCAGCAGUCCGCCGCUGCGGCAGCUACCGAGACCGCCGAGCAGGCCCGAGUCCGCUCGGCUCGGGAGGACAGCGACGAGCUGCCCGCUGAUGUAUACUUCGCGUUGAGCGAUGGCAGCAAGCCGAUCGUCGAGCGCCUCGAGGAGAUCGCGAAAAAGCACAAGGCGACGAUGGCCCAGGUGGCGCUGGCGUGGGUCAUGGCCAAAGACAGUGUGUCUGCGCCGAUCGUCGGCACGACCUCGCUGAGCAAGUUGGAUGACCUCAUCGGUGCUGUGAAUGUUCACUUGAGCGAGGAGGAGAUGGAGUAUUUGGAGGAGCCGUACAAGCCCAUGGGGCACCUCCUGUACAACUAGGACGUCUUGUUCAUGCAGCGAUCUACCUUAAUCAGAGUUCCGUUUUAUUUAA